AUGGCACUCCCGCAUGAGAUAACCGUCCAUCUCAUCUUUGGGGAAAAUCUCAGCGAACAGGAAAGAUUUGAGUUGGUCGAGGGAAGUGAGAUCGAGGAGAGAAGAAGGAUGAAACCAAUCCUGCUGAUGAUCUUCGCCGUCGUCGUAUUUGCGGCAAUCGCGCGAGUGGACGCCGGCUUCGGCUGCUGCCCCGUCUGCGGCGAUUACGAGUGCAGCAACCACUGCCAGAGCGUCGGACGUGCAGGAGGCUACUGCGGCGGAUGGCACAGAUUCACCUGCAUCUGCUACAGGACAAAGAAAUGA
Darwinula stevensoni is the source of this 303-nucleotide messenger RNA. Lineage: Eukaryota; Metazoa; Arthropoda; Ostracoda; Podocopida; Darwinulidae. The record is from the annotation of a GenBank genome assembly.